AGUGGGGAGUCCCCGGUAGAAUCACUUAAUGUCUCACUCUCGUGGCGUGCGUCUCGGAGGAGAGGAGGUGCUGUAACGGCAUUAAACAGCAGCGGUGCAGCUUGGCGGCUGGGGGUGGGGGGAAAGCGAGUGCGGUGGAGACCCUUCUACUUCAAUAGCAUUGUAACGUAAAACGGGGAUAAAUACGCGGUUCAGGGUUCACCGCCUGGAAGUGCACGCUGGAACCUCUUGUUUAAGGAACGGCUUGUCAAGUGGCGUAUUCAUGAAUCUCAUUUGAAGGCAUCGCGGCCGGAUUCAGUCUCCCUAUCUGGAACCCCGUUCCUUUUCGACUGCGGCAUUCAUUGAGUAGCGACCCUGGAAGUCAACAGGAGACCGAGGAGCAGCAGCGAUAGCAGCGGCGCAGGUCGAAGAGUCAAGCUGGGGUCCCCCGGACGGAGUCGUAGCGGCUGCCGAUAGCAUGGACGGUCUGGCCGUAGAAGUCCGCGGCUCCAACGGAGCCUUCUAUAGGGGCUUCAUAAAGGAUGUACAUGAGGACUCCGUUACAAUUGUGUUUGAGAACAAUUGGCAGCCUGAGCGACAACUUCCCUUCAGUGAUGUUCGACUACCACCACCUGCAGACUACCACAAGGACAUUGGUGAAGGAGAGGAGGUUGAGGUAUACUCCAGAGCUAAUGAGCAUGAACCUUGUGGUUGGUGGUUGGCUAGGGUUCGAAUGAUGAAAGGAGAAUUUUAUGUAAUAGAGUAUGCUGCCUGUGAUGCCACCUACAAUGAAAUUGUAACGCUUGAGCGAAUUCGACCGGUGAAUCCCAACAGCCCUGCCUCUUCAAAUAGCUUCCAUAAAGUGACAAUCCCCGUGCCUGAAGACCUCCGGGAAACCUGUUCGAAUGACUCCAUACAUAAAGACUUCAGGAAAGCUAUUGGAGCCAACUGCAUUUUCUACAGCACUGCCGGCCAUGAACUGAUAGUACUAUCCACAAGUGAGUCAACGGUGAAAAGAGCUUCCCUUUUAAGUGACAUGCAUUUCCGAAGUAUCCGCACCAAACUUAUGUUGAUGUCCCGAAAUGAAGAAGCAACGAAACAUUUAGAGACAAGUAAGCAGCUGGCAUCAGCCUUCCAGGAGGAAUUCCAAGUUCGGGAAGACCUGAUGGGGCUGGCAAUUGGUACCCAUGGAGCGAACAUCCAGCAGGCCAGGAAAGUACCUGGAGUGACAGCUAUUGAACUAGAAGAGGAAAGCUGUACCUUCCGUAUCUAUGGCGAGACCCCUGAAGCUGUGAAGCAAGCCCGUAUGUAUCUGGAGUUUGGGGAAGAUUUCAUUCAAGUCCCUCGCACAUUAGUAGGUAAAGUGAUUGGAAAAAAUGGGAAGGUAAUUCAAGAAAUUGUGGACAAGUCAGGAGUAGUACGAGUACGAAUUGAGGGAGACAAUGAUAAAAAAUUGCCUCGAGAAGAGGGCAUGGUUCCAUUUGUGUUUGUUGGCACCAAGGAGAAUAUUAGCAAUGCCCAGGCUCUCUUGGAAUACCACCUUGCCUACUUACAGGAGGUUGAACAGCUGCGUCUUGAGCGACUACACAUAGAUGAGCAGCUACGGCAAAUUGGAGUGGGCUAUCGGGCACCUCCUAGCCGUAGUGGUGGAACUAGUGGUGCUGAACGGGAAAAAGGCUAUCUCACUGAUGAGAGUAAUUCCUCCCUUCAUGGUACUCGAACUUACGGGGGUAGAGGACGAGGACGUAGGACUAACAAUCACAAUUCUGGAUAUGGUGAGAGAACAGAAGGUACAAAUUCUGAACAGUCAAAUGCCUCUGAAUCUGAAGAUGUAAAUGAGCGUGAGCCACGGCCUCGGGGCACAGGAGAGGAGAGAGCCCGUCGUGGAGGACGAGGUCGAGGAAUGGGACCUUCUGGCCGUGGCCGAGGAGGAUCAGGAAGUAGGCCACUUAACACUAUUAGUUCUGUACUAAGAGAUCCUGACAGUAACCCCUAUUCCCUCUUGGAUGGAGCUGCAGAGACUGACCAGACUGGAGACACCGAUGCCAGUGAAAGCCAAACCAGCGCAGAGAGACGUAGAAGAUCUCGCAGACGUAAAACUGACCAAGACCCCAGUGUAAUGGAUGGGGCUGUGGAAUCGGACAGUCACUCUGUUAGUGAGAAUGGCAUUGAAGAUGACAGCAAGCCCCAACGGCGGAACCGGAGCCGGCGCCGCCGCAACCGUGGGGCCCGGAUUGAUGGAGGCUCUGCAAGCAGAGACCGCCAACCAGUAACUGUUGCAGAUUACAUUUCCCGUGCAGAAUCGCAAAGCCGUCAGAAACUACCGCAGAAAAACAAAGCAGAGAAGCCUCGGGAAGAAGUGACACUUUCUACUGAGCCAAAGGAAAAAGGCAACAACAAAGCCAUCAAACGAACCCCCAGCUCAGAGAAGAAUAGUGGUGAAACUGACACAAAAGAUGAACCAGCAUCUCUCGUCAACGGAGUCUCGUAAAUGAAGAAAUGAAGAAUGAUGCGCUAAAUGAUGGGGCCAUGGCCUCAGAACCUUUUCUCUAUGGUGACCUGCUUGCAUUGAUGUUAACAGAUAAAACAUGAAACAAUACAAAUGAAAAAAAAAUCCACACAACCUACUUAACACAAACACUACGUACAAUAUGUAUCCUACAUAUCUAAGAAACAAUCUUUAGCUAUCUAUCUUAUCUAUCAGUACUAGUGCUUAUUUAACUAGCUUGCCAAAAAAGCUGAUGGAUAUGUUUUUGGUGUUUAAGGAAAAAAAAAAUCAACAGAAUGUGACAUUUUUCGUUUUCUUUUUGUUUGUUUUCUGACCGGACUGGACUUGGCUGCGCUCCCCUAUUGUUAGGUGGGGGUGGAGUUAGUGAGAGAGUAAUUGAGAAGGGAGUAGCUGGCAGUGGAUUGACUUUGGGUGGUGUUGGGAUGGGGUUGAGCGAGGGGAAAAAUAAUAAUAAAAAAAAAAAAAAAAACACUUCAAUGUCUUUAUCCUGGUUUUGACUUAAAAAAUAAAAUGUAGAGAGAGAAAACAAGCUGAAAUUAAAAAUUCUAUAUAUUGAAAUGAGACAUUGUGCCUUGAACUUGCAAAAGUAUUGUGUGUUCUGAAAUGAACUGAGAGGGCUUUUUUGUUGUUUAUUGGUAAGAGAUUGAGCAGGCCAAGAAAAAAAAAAGCGAAUGGAGGAGGACUGGAAAAGAGCAGUGCAGUAGAAUGGGUAGUCUGAUAAAGCAGAUCUGCUCUUUGGUCAUUUGUUGUAAGAAUAAAACGCGUGCCAAUUUUUACAAAGAUUGGCAUCAGCUGUUGGGAAAGAAGAGAACUGUAUAAUUCACUAGGGAAGAUAAGAUGCAAAGGAGGAAGAAGUGGGAUGCCAGACAGCACAUAGUCUAUGAAAAUGUGUCAAGUGAUGUGUUGUGGUAUGUGUGGUUCAAAAUGAAGGAAGAAAAAAAAUGAAAAUAAUAAAUAAAACACACUCCAGAAAACUUGGUCUUGUAAGUGCGGUUACUGACACUUAGCAGAUGCAUUGUGUAGAAUACUAGCUUAAAUUAGUAACACAGGUAGCCAUUCUUUUAUUUUAUUUUUUUUUAAGGAGGGAACAUUCUAUUUUUGUCAGCUUACAAUAAGGACCGUGGUCCUUCCAAGGUUAUUGAAAUGGUGAGGUUGCUUCUGCAGGUUUUGUGCACAGAAUGUUUUGAUUUUCCAUUCCCCUAACACAUUAGAGCUCUUACUGUCUGGGCUAGAAGAAUGAGGGACUAGUGGUAUUCCAUCUGUACUACAUGGCAAAUGUGUUGCUUUUGUCACUGUGUGUACUGUGCAACGCAUAGGGGACAUUGUGUGGAUAGGAUCAGUUGUGUCAUCCAAGCUGAAUUUUAGUUGCAAAUCGUAAAUCACAACACUAGACCUUUUUGCACCUUUGGAUGAAUUUACUCUGUAAAGCAUGCCUCUGUUAUACACAUGUGGCCAAGCAGAUUUUUCAACGUAAAUGGCUUGUGAAAUGUGCACAGCCAUUAAAAUGUGGCUCCAGUAUAUGCUGCUCUUAGUGGAAGAACGAUGAAGUGGGUGGACCUGCUGAACUUCAUGACUCACACAGCUUUGUGUGUAUUUCUUUUCUAUUUAUUUGUUGUACAGUAUUUAAAAAAAUGUUUAGCAGAAAAAGAGCAUUGCAGCUAAUGUAUCUCAUUAUACUGAGAUAAUAUGUAGAGAGAAUGUCUUUGGAAAGAUCUUGAAGUGCUACUGUAUUUGAAACAAUUAUUUUAGAUGUUAGAACCUGAAAUUUGGGAGUCUUUGUGCCAGUUUCAUCGCACUGGCAGUAAACCCCAUCAUGCAGCACUAAAGUAUUUCUUCAGACAGCUGUUCUUCGUUUAUUGGAAUAAAGUAUCUCCUCUUUAUUUGGCAGACAUGAGGGGCAGUAAGCAAGGUCACUAGACAUGCUGUGUGGAGUUUCUCGCCUUCUGAUUUCCCAUUUCAUGUAUUGCAAUAUAAUCCCAAAGAUGUUAGAGGCCACAUUCAGUAUGAGGAUGCCUUGAACAUCUGACAGCUCCAAGCUAAAACAUUGGCAGUUCAGUCUCAAUAACAUGUUUGAAGUAUAAGCAGGAAAAACUUUGUUGGGGCUGCAGUAGCGGUUAAUUUAAAUGCAAUUAAUGGGUCCAUUAGUGUGGUCCCUGCUUCAAGACCCAGUGUAUUGAUUUUUGAGUUGCUGAUUGCAAUUAUGGUAAACCACCCAAGUUGCAUAGUGGCCUAAGGCUGCCCCAAACAUUCCUGCCGCUCUACAGUGCUCCUCCUCUGCUUUUAUCUUAUUCAAAACUAACUUUCAGCUUGUGUGUGUGUGUGUGUGUGUUCAGUUUCAUUAUUUUUGUAUCAAGUCCUCGCAUGCGUUUUAUUUGGGUCAAAACAUGCUCUAGCCUGGAAGGACGGGGAACGGGAAUCAUUUAAGCCAUCUUUCAGGUGUUUCAUCUUCCUCCUUAACUGUGCAGCAAAGCUGGCCCUGUAAGAAGAUUAAAAAAAAACUUUUUUUUUUUUUAAAAUACAGUUCUCCUACCCUUUUUAUUUUAAACCAUUUGAAUCAUGGUGGCAAAGAAUAUGCCCUCUGAAUGUCAUUUGAUCUGUUACAGUAAGGGAAAAACUGCAUUGCAAGACAUGUAUUGAUUAUGGUGUUACUCCACAGUUGAUCAGUGUGAUACAGUGUUAUCCCACUUUUCUUGGCAAUAAGACUCCAAUCUCAAUGGAAAAAGACUCAAUAAAAAGGCUGUUUUUCAAAUUUGA
Molecule: messenger RNA, 5242 nt
Organism: Polypterus senegalus (gray bichir)
Lineage: Eukaryota; Metazoa; Chordata; Cladistia; Polypteriformes; Polypteridae
Gene: fxr2
Product: fragile X mental retardation, autosomal homolog 2
Exons: 17
Coding region: 458-2470 (670 amino acids)
Biological process (GO): DNA damage response; positive regulation of protein phosphorylation; positive regulation of translation
Cellular component (GO): presynapse; dendritic spine; membrane
Molecular function (GO): translation regulator activity; protein homodimerization activity; mRNA 3'-UTR binding
Source: RefSeq, a predicted model, not a curated record